GAAGUUUUAAAAAAAUCCGUUGUGUUUUUAUUGUUUUCGUGUUUUUUACGCAUUUUACGUAUUUUAAUUAUUAUUUUAAGUGCAAAAAUGGCCUCAUUCGAUUUAAACGCAAUAAGUUCGGCAUUAAAUGACCCGGGAAGAACUGUGAGUGGUGUAGAUUUUUCUGGAAGGUCUUUAAAAUUGGAUACCGAACAAGAUGCGAAACCCAUCAUCGACGCGAUCAACGCGUGCCCCGACCUCCAGUACCUCACGCUGACUGGGAACACGCUUGGCGUCGCCGCGGCGAAGGCGAUAGCGAAGGCGCUCGAGAACCGUCCCGAGUUGAAGACGGCGAGGUUCUCGGAUAUGUUCACGGGGAGGAUGAAGACGGAGAUACCGCCGGCUUUGAGCGCUCUGGGAGACGGUAUGAUACAAGCGGGCGCGCGCCUCACGUCGCUGGACUUGAGCGACAACGCGUUCGGCCCGAUCGGAGUGGAGGGGCUCGCGAAACUGUUGCAGAGCGAUGUUUGCUCGCAGUUGCAGGAGCUGCGUCUCAACAACAACGGUUUAGGUAUAACGGGUGGACGGUUGCUGGCCAAAGCCCUAUCGGCCAGUCCAAAGAAACUGAAGAUAUUCAUAGCCGGCAGGAAUAGAUUGGAGAAUGAUGGAGCUACUGCGUUGGCUGGUGUAUUUCAGAGCAUGGGCACACUAGAAGAAAUUGCCAUGCCGCAGAACGGCAUAUACCACGCCGGCAUAUCUGCCCUCAGCGAGGCGUUCAAGCAGAACCCGCGACUGGCUUGUUUGAACCUCAACGAUAACACCAUCGGGCCAAAGGGGGCUGCCGCGAUAGCUAUGGCCCUGCCUAAAUUGAAGAAUUUGAAAUCCAUCAAUUUCGGCGACUGUUUGUUGAAGAGCAAAGGUGCGAGCGCGCUCGCGCGAGGCCUGAAGGAUCAUUGCGUGCAGCUGGAGUCAUUGGACCUGAGUCACAACGAAAUCGGCAGCGGCGCGUGCAUGGAGCUGGUCGACGCGCUGAGCUCGCUGCCGGACUGCGCGGAGCGGCUCAGCCGGGUGGUGCUCGCUGGUAACAGUUUAGGCGGUGCGGCGAAUAAGAAAACAAUAAAGGACAAACUCGGCCCGUCGGCUGAGCUAAGCGAUGGGGAGGGGAGCGAAGAGGAGUUCGUGUCGGACUCCGACGAGGACGGCACCGACGAAUCGGACGGGGACAACUCGGAGGACAGCGCCACGGAGGACGCGCGGCACAUGGACCCCGCGGGGGACGUCGUCCGUGACCUGGCACUAGACAGUUCCGGAGUAGAAGAAGUGGAAUCGGAUGUGGGUAGAUUCUUAAAAGAGCCGACAGUGGAGAAUCUAAAUAAACUAGGGCCGGAUGCGGCGAAACUCAUAGAUGUACAUUUUCAGUCUAUACACGACCAGGAGAGCCUCAUACAGGCGUACGUGGAAGCGCUCUGCUGCGUGUCCGGCCUGUCCCGCGAGAGCCCCGCAGCGGGCCGCGUGGCCCGCGACCUGUACCCCCUGCUGGUGGGGCGCGCCAAGCAGCAGUGGCUGCUGGCUAACACCGUGCUCGCGGCUUUACAGUUAAUUAAGUCUGAAAACAAAAACUACAAGAUCCGGUGGAGCGUACCGCCGUGCUACAGCGUGCUCGCGUCGCAAAUAGACGCUACGUACUUCCCCGCGGCGUUGCGUGACACUUUGCGAUUUUUUAUAAGUAGCAAGUUGGAGGUGUUGGCGCCGGAGGUCAAAGCGGCGGUUGAAAUGUACCCUAAUUUAUAUACUUGAAUAAAAUUUUUAAGGAA
This is a messenger RNA of Zerene cesonia (dogface butterfly), 1793 nucleotides long. It is a transcript of the gene RanGAP, whose product is annotated as ran GTPase-activating protein 1. Gene Ontology annotation, biological process: activation of GTPase activity; nucleocytoplasmic transport; signal transduction. Gene Ontology annotation, molecular function: small GTPase binding; GTPase activator activity. The record is from RefSeq and is a predicted model, not a curated record. NCBI's taxonomy places the organism in Eukaryota, Metazoa, Arthropoda, Insecta, Lepidoptera, Pieridae. Gene Ontology annotation, cellular component: cytosol; nucleus; perinuclear region of cytoplasm. Bases 88 to 1776 code for a protein of 562 amino acids. The transcript has 12 exons.